CAUUCAAUUUUGUUUACCAAAUACCUUGAAAACAAUAAAUACCACUCCAACAGUCAAUAGUCAACAACUACCACAACCACAACCAAAUUCAAAACCAAAAUCUUUCCUCUCUAUAUGAUUAUACAUGAUUUGUAGAUUUUAGAUUCGUAAUCUCAAGAUUCACUUGUAUUCCAUAAAAGUCACCAUUUCCGAUGAAAAAGCAAGCAUUAUUUAUGGUUUUCUUUUUCCUCUUGAGCUCCAUUUCGGAUGCAAGAUUUGUAGUUAGCAAAUCGACGAAAGUGAGGAAUCACAAGCGCCAGAAAUUAAAGCUGUUUGUGUUCGGAGACUCAUACGCAGACACUGGAAACUGGCCAAAAUCAUACGGCGGUGCAUGGGGGAAACCGUAUGGUAUCACUUUUCCGGGUACUCCCUCCGGCAGGUUUUCCGAUGGCCGUGUACUCACUGAUUACAUUGCUGCAAUUUUGGGUACGAAGUCUCCAAUAACAUAUAGAGGGUGGAAAUCUGGUGAGAAAAAAUCAAUGAAAUAUGGGAUGAAUUUUGCAUAUGGAGGGACAGGUAUCUUCAAUACAUUCGUGAAUCAACCAAACAUGACCACCCAAAUCGAUUACUUUCAACACCUUGUUCAACAAACACAUCAAGAUUUGCAUAUAAAUUCAUCAACCAUUGCACUACUUUCUGUAGCAGGCAAUGACUAUGCUACCUACUUCACAUCAAAUCACACCCUCAAGGAGUUGCCAGGGUUAACGAAAUCAAUAAUCAACCAACUAGUUUUGAAUGCGAAACGCAUUCAUGAGUUGGGAGUUGAAAAGGUAGUAAUCACUACACUGCAACCACUCGGAUGCUUGCCUCAGUUCACAUCGUCUGAAUCGUAUCAGAACUGUAGCAACAAUGCGAAUUCUAUAGCUAAGUUCCAUAAUCAACUGCUUAUGGAAAGCGUGAAGAAGUUGAACAAUGAGAGUGAUAAUCACAAUACAUCACCAUUUGUGAUCCUAGAUGUCUACCAAGCUUUCUUGUCUGCUCUAAAUUUAUCCGCUGGGGGUUCAAAGUUACUAAGACCGUGUUGCCAAGGUGUCACUAAAGAAUACUUAUGUGGAAAUGUCGAAAAGGAUACGGGGAUAAUGAAAUAUAAUGUUUGUGGAAACGUUAGCGACUCGUUUUUCUGGGAUAUGAUACACCCUUCGCAGCAAGGGUGGCAUACAGUUUCUUCAAAUUUACGCUCUUCUCUUCUCCAACUUCUUUAAGUUUGGAUUUCAUAUAUAAUGUUAUAGAUUUUGUAGCAUGUAAUCGUUGAUUGUGAAGACUUGAUAUGGGUGUUUGUUGCGUAUUCUAGAGAUUCUAUAUCCCAUUUAGAGGUGGUAAUCUUGAGGAUAUAUGUAAAGGAAUCCAUGCAUUGAAUUCUAUAGAGUUUAAUGGAUUGAUACACGAUGUGAUCAUACUUAUUAUUA
This is a messenger RNA of Lactuca sativa (garden lettuce), 1445 nucleotides long. Its product is annotated as GDSL esterase/lipase At5g03610. Lineage: Eukaryota; Viridiplantae; Streptophyta; Magnoliopsida; Asterales; Asteraceae. Gene Ontology annotation, molecular function: hydrolase activity, acting on ester bonds. The record is from RefSeq and is a predicted model, not a curated record.